CCGUAUUGCUUGAAGCAGGAGUGCCGUCGCUGGUCACGCAACUUAAGAGAACUGCAGGGAAACAAGCAUCGAACCGGGGGUCGUGAUGGAGGCAUAGAUUUUGCUCUUGCGGCUCCUCGGGCGCCUGGUACACAGGGACACUUUAUCAGUGCACGAUAGCUAUAAGACGAAACAAUAUGGUGGUUUGCCUCGGUGCAGAGAACAGCAGUGCUGACAACUGAGCGCUCCCAAUUGUUGCCUUCUCUCCUACUGGAACUAUGACCGAGCCAAGCACCAGUGGCAAGCGCCAUAGAGAGGAUGAAGGUGUUGGAAACCUCGGCUGGCUGGCGAGCAGCGGUAUGCUGCCUCGCAAGCGGCAAGACAUUUCGGGAGUCGGCAAUGCGAGCAUUAUGGAGCUACAAGCACAACUUUAUCGCACGCAAGAAAAUGUGAAAUUGAAAGCAAGUGGCGUCGAGGUCCCCGACCGGCGAACUUCGGGGUUCAACGUCGCAUCGCUUAUGCAGCGACGAAACACGGGCGUGGAAGAGCGCGAUCGACGGGACAAGCUUGAAGUCAAGACCACCGCUGACCGCGUCGGGGAGUGUUACGCCGCGCUAGAGCGCAAGGCGCAACUAUACGAGAAACUAGCUCGCGGCGAGUUGGACGACGAGGGCGAGCAGUACGAGGUGGACUUCCUGCGCAAGGGCGGGGCGGCGGAGGAGGAGGCGGGUGGAGGCGAGGGCCGGCGCGGCGGCGACCUGGUGGACACCAUGCUGCAGGCAGUGUCGGGGACAGGCGGCAUGAUGACUGCGGACAUGGCGCGGGAACGGGAGCGGCGCGACUGGGAGCGGGACCAGCAGCGCAUCAUGGCGGACGAGGAGGCGGAGGAGCGGAGGCGGAAGCAGAAAGAGGCGCUGCUUUGGCUGGGCGAGCAAACGCGCGAGGAGCGGCAGCGCGCCGAAGCGGUCAAGGUGCGCAAGGAGGAGGCGGUGCGCUCCAAGCGCGAGGAGCUCAAAGCCAAGUUCCUCCGGGAUCAGGUGGCCAAGAAGCUGGCGGGCGCAGGCGCGAAGGCGGUCGGCGGAAAGAAGUCAUGAGGAGGCGGGUGGAGGGGCGUGUGGUGCGGCGCUGCUGUAAGACGGUGACGGGAGACCUGGCCAUGGCGGCAGCGGAGGAGCACGCCAGCGAGGUUUUCCGCGUAAUGGUUGCAGUAGACGAGCUGUGCAUCAUGUACGCUUGCGGCUGCCUUUGACCUGCCUGCUCUGAAGCUCAGGGGCAGGUCUCGGUCUCUGGUGCCGGACAGGAGGCGCCGUGCCGGCAUGCCGGGUGUGCACCUGGCGGUGGGUCUACUUCACUCUUCCCUCAUACCUGCACGCCUCCAAUUUUACCAGUGUGUACACGAGUAUGUGAAAAGGAGAGCCCAAAGGCUGGGUAAUCACUGGG
Chlamydomonas reinhardtii is the source of this 1419-nucleotide messenger RNA. RefSeq lists its product as uncharacterized. The coding region runs from base 498 to 1073 and encodes 191 amino acids. The record is from RefSeq and is a predicted model, not a curated record. The transcript has 5 exons. NCBI's taxonomy places the organism in Eukaryota, Viridiplantae, Chlorophyta, Chlorophyceae, Chlamydomonadales, Chlamydomonadaceae. Gene Ontology annotation, cellular component: nucleus.